AUGCUGCUAGCUGCGAGCCAACAGGGCUACGUGGCUCCCGGCAUGAACAUGUACGGCCAGCAGAGCUACAUGAGCCCCGGUGGCUACAUGGGCCAGGGUCAGUUCGGGCAGCCUGGCUAUGGGGGCAUGGGCAUGCCUGGGCAGCCGGGAUACCCGGGACAGCCUGGCAUGCCUGGCCAACCUGGAAUGCCACCGCAAGACAUGCAGCCUCAAUUCAAUUUCCGCACCACCGUGCGAUGCUUCAUGGAGAUCGCCGCCAUCAUCCAGGGCUUCUCCCUGAUCUUGAUGAUGGGAAAUGGCUGGGUCCAGGAGAUGGGCUCUAACGAGGAGCAGCCCUUGAGGCGCUUCGCCGUGUGGAUAGGCAGCUCCUUGCGCGGAAUCUUCUCUUCCCUGUUGCCAUUCUUGGCCAAGCGCAAGAAUCGCUCAAUGGAGGAGAUUUGGGACAUGGAGACGACUCCGAAGAUGCCGACACGUUGGUGGGUUGUUCUUGGUUGGAUCUACUUCGCUGCCUCCUUCCUUCAGGAGUGGAACGCUUACCAGCGUGCGCGGAACCGGCCUGUCAGUCUCUCUCAAAGCGCCGUUCUACAGCGACCUUCAGGGCCAAAGGCUGUCACAGCGGCAGAGGGCGAUGCCGCGGGCGGCGCUGGCGCUGGGGGCAAAGGGAGUAUCGUGGACUUCUAUUUGCAGAAACAGCAGGAGAUGUACCGGCAGAAGCAGGGCUCCCAACCAGGAGCUGCUUCCAUCGGCACAGCAGGUGGAUACGCUCUGCAGAGAACCGCAGCCUCCGUUGCGUCGCCCGCAGACACAGCUCCUGGAGGGACGGACGUGGACACAGGUUAA
Molecule: messenger RNA, 840 nt
Organism: Symbiodinium sp. CCMP2456
Lineage: Eukaryota; Dinophyceae; Suessiales; Symbiodiniaceae
Source: the annotation of a GenBank genome assembly